Messenger RNA from Mytilus trossulus (common blue mussel), 713 nucleotides. RefSeq lists its product as uncharacterized. Lineage: Eukaryota; Metazoa; Mollusca; Bivalvia; Mytilida; Mytilidae. The coding region runs from base 5 to 349 and encodes 114 amino acids. The record is from RefSeq and is a predicted model, not a curated record. The transcript has 4 exons.
AAAUAUGGAACUAUCCUCAGGUCACAAAUAUGAUAACGUUACGGAUUGGACCAAUCAUAUAGGGGAAAUAUCUGACCGUGAUAAUACAGCUCUCAGAGAAGUAGAUAAGACAGGCAACAUAGGAGCACAUGGGAAACGUGAACCAGUAAGCGAAGAGCAAAGGAAAUUUGACGAAGUAAGACAUCUGAUUGAAGAUUCGAUAGAAGAACUUUUUCAAAGCUCAGUGCCAAGAAACGAUGUUGGUUUAUAUCCAGAAAGAGUCUUCAACAGGGAAUAUUUUUCAAGAAAGACAAUGAUGAUGAGGAAUCAACGAUUGGUUAUGAAGCCGGUAAUCAGUUUCGAUAUUUGAAUCACACUGAUUUUUGUAUAUAAAUAUUGUUAAAGAUAUGCAAUCUUCUACAUGUUCUAUAUAUCUAUCAAAGGAAAAUAACCCUUUUACUUCUGAAUUUGUCAAACGAACGAAAUUCGAAGCAUAACUAACAAAUUUCCAGUUAGCAUCAGUAUAUUCAGUUUUACAUUAAAACCGAAAUCGUGUAUAUACAUUGUAUUGAUCAUGUUGAUAGAUGAUGCGAAAUAUGUUUAUCUGAUACUACUAGUAAUACCGUUUGUUUUUAAAAGGACGAAUUACAGCUUUUCACAUUUAGAAAUAAAAAUUAUGAUAAUAUUUGCAUGAGCAUCAAAACAUAUGUUUACAAAGGCCGUUAAUUUGGCUC